This is a messenger RNA of Spizellomyces punctatus DAOM BR117, 2736 nucleotides long. RefSeq lists its product as uncharacterized. Gene Ontology annotation, molecular function: small GTPase binding. The record is from RefSeq and is a predicted model, not a curated record. Gene Ontology annotation, biological process: protein import into nucleus. Gene Ontology annotation, cellular component: nuclear membrane; cytoplasm. Lineage: Eukaryota; Fungi; Chytridiomycota; Chytridiomycetes; Spizellomycetales; Spizellomycetaceae. The coding region runs from base 1 to 2736 and encodes 911 amino acids. The transcript is spliced from 10 exons.
AUGACGGGGAUAACGGUGGAACAAGUGCUACAAGUGUUGCAGGUGUUUUUCUUCCCGAACGGAGACAAUGUCAGCAAAAAGGACGCAGACUCGUGGCUAGACAACUUUCAGAAAACGUCAGCUGCUUGGACCAUUGGGGAUCAACUUUUACGUACGGAUAGCUUGCCGUUGGAAGUUCGGAUAUUCGCUGCACAAACGAUGCGUCAAAAGAUAGAAUUCGAUCUUGACCAGCUUGAUGUCACCGCGCGUCAGUCUCUCCGAGACUCACUACUGACACUUCUCCACCACUAUCGAGCUGGACCAAAACCAAUGGUGACGCAGCUCUGCCUUUCGUUGGCCGAUCUAGCAAUUCAAAUGGUCGAGUGGGACGAUCCAAUUCAACAUCUUAUUACCAUGUUUGGUAAAGAGGGUGAGAUGGUUGGACCCUUGCUAGAAUUUCUCGGUGUCUUACCAGAGGAAUGCGGCUACAAUAAGAAGAUCCAAAUGGAUGAGGACGAGCUCAUCUGUCGUGCAGAUAAAAUAUUGCACGAACACGCGACUGAGGUGUUAAGUCUUCUUAUGUACUAUCAUGGUCAUGCAGGUAACUUGAUACGAUCGGGUGAUAUCAAAAUAGCAUCUCUUGCGGGAACACCAGUCGUUGGCCUUGCAUUUGAUGCAUUAGCGUGCGAACCGCUCUUCGACGUUGCUUCUGACCUAGCCUGUGAAAUCAUUUACCGGUCCGGCAAGAACGGGAAAGAAGAAAGCAUUAUACACGCAGUCUACCCGCGCUUGCUACCCUUGCGAAAGAAGCUGGAGGACAGCAAGGACGAUCCUGAAACAGUACGAGGCCUUUGUCGGAUUUUUGAGGAUGCAGGGGAAGCGUGGACUAGUUUGAUUGCCACAAAUUAUGAAGCAUUCGAGCAUGUUGUGGGUGGUCUGCUACAAUGCGCUGCUUACGAGGAGCUGGAUAUAGCCAAAAUUACCUUUCUUUUCUGGGAAUACCUUGCGAAUGAAGUCAUCCUUGCUGCGAACGCGGCCCACCGCCCAAAAUUUUAUCCCGUAUACCGGCAACUUAUCGACGUCAUGAUCAAACAUCUACAUUAUCCUAAUGACCUUGCAGAGUGGACCGCGGAAGAACGUGACGAAUUUCGCGAGUUUAGACAUGAAAUGGGCGACGUUUUGAAGCAAUGUGUGAAAGUUCUUGGGGAAGAAGAGGCUCUCUCACGACCCUAUUCCAUGUUGAGUGCCUUAUGCGUAGCAGGCAGCAACGGCGCGUUUGAUCCAUCAGUGCAAUGGCAAAAGAUUGAAGCGCCGCUCUUCUCGUUGCGGACAAUGUGCCGUGAAGUCAGUCAAAAUGAAUCACAAGUCUUACCAAGGAUUAUGGAAAUGCUACCACAACUGCCAGAUCACGCAAAGAUCAAAUAUGCGGCCAUCCUCGUGAUUGGCCGAUAUGCUGAAUGGACUGCACGGCACCCCGAGUUUAUAUCCUAUCAGCUUACGUUCGUUUCACAAGGUUUCGAAGAGGAUGAAGCGGUAGCCGCAGCGGCGCAGGCCAUGAAGUAUCUUUGUAAAGCAUGUGCACCGCAAUUGGUAAAUUACCUUAGUCAACUGCAUCUCUUCUACUUUAAUAUCGUGAAGAAGUUGAAGCGAGAGCAAACAUACGAUUUGACCGAAGCGAUCGCCCAUGUGUUGGCUGCUGUUCCUGUAAGCGAGUCACUGACGGCAAUGCAAACCUUUUGUCAUCCCAUUGCACAGCGAUUGCACGAAAUAGCAUCAACCGAUGGAAAUGCGUCAGAUGGCGAUGACACACCGAUAGUAAAGGAAGCCGUUGCAUUGCUCGAUCAGCUUGGAACAUUGAUCAAAUUCGUCAAACCACCACACAACCAUCCUCUAAACCAACCAUUCCCCCGCUGCUUCUGUUAUGCAAGAGAUAUGGCCAGUGGUCGACAUGCUGAUGAACAAUGGGAUAUUGUACCAAUUUUGAUGCAAAUGAUGACGCGAACUGUCGCCCUCUUCGAUCAGACAGGAUUACCGUGCUAUUUGUGGGUCUCAUGGCGCUGUGUCCGUGUUUAUGGCAAUGACGAGAGAGAGGAAGGGAAAACGGUGUUUGGCAUUGUGGAAACAUUGACGGCGUCGACCUUUAGGAUGAUACAGUCGUCGGCGGAUAAGCUGGAAAAUAUUCCAGAUGUGAUUGAAGAAUACUUCCGACUAGUAGAGGAGCUACUGGAGCAAUGCCCCACCUUGUUUUGUCAAUCCAGCUUGUUACCUUCACUUUUCAAUUGCGCGAUGGCUUGUCUCGCUAUUCAACAGCUCGAAGCAUUGUCAGCCGUUAUUUCAUUCCUAAAGAGCUUAUUUAAGUGUGCGUCGCCCCGAAAUCGAUCCAAUCCCCUUCCCCAAACGAUGGUGGAUCCUCUUGUUCACGUCAUACGGACAAACGUGGUACAAUUCGUACAGCUGGUGUUCAAUGGAUUGUUGUACACGUUCCCAAGAGCGAGGGAGGUUUUUGCGGAUGUGGCAACGAUAUUCAAGUACAUGUUAGAUGCGGUACCGGACGACGGCGCACGAGCAAUAGAGGCUGUGAUCAAGAGCUUCCCAGACGGACAAUUGUCAGCGAAGGACAAGGACGAGUUCCUACAACGAUUUGCUAGUGCGAACUCUGACUUUGACGAUGAAAAGAAGCUGUCAGGCGUACUCAAGGACUUUACAGCAAUGUUCCGUCGACGAAAUCUCAUCAGCGGCCGAGGAAGAGCACAUUGA